Messenger RNA from Hibiscus syriacus, 1212 nucleotides. Its product is annotated as NADP-dependent malic enzyme-like. Gene Ontology annotation, biological process: pyruvate metabolic process; malate metabolic process. The transcript has 15 exons. Gene Ontology annotation, molecular function: malate dehydrogenase (decarboxylating) (NAD+) activity; NAD binding; malate dehydrogenase (decarboxylating) (NADP+) activity. NCBI's taxonomy places the organism in Eukaryota, Viridiplantae, Streptophyta, Magnoliopsida, Malvales, Malvaceae. The record is from RefSeq and is a predicted model, not a curated record. Gene Ontology annotation, cellular component: chloroplast. Bases 1 to 1212 code for a protein of 403 amino acids.
AUGGUUUUACGUAGGGAUGAGCACGGGUAUACCUGUUUUCAGGGGAUGGGUAUACCUGUAGGAAAACUUUCUCUAUACACAGCUUUGGGAGGAGUCCGUCCAUCUGCAUGCUUGCCUAUUACUAUUGAUGUCGGGACGAACAAUGAGAAGUUGUUAAACGAAGAGUUUUACAUCGGCCUCAGGCAAAGGAGGGCGACUGGACAGGAAUAUGAUGAACUUCUUCAUGAGUUCAUGUCUGCAGUUGAGCAGAAUUACGGGGAGAAAGUCCUGAUACAGUUCGAAGAUUUUGCAAACCACAAUGCAUUUGAGCUGUUGGCAAGAUAUAGUUCUAGUCAUCUCGUUUUCAACGAUGACAUACAGGGUACCGCAUCCGUGGUGCUGGCCGGGCUUAUUGCGGCCCUGAAAUUACUCGGCGGAACUCUCGCUGACCAUAGGUUUUUGUUCCUUGGUGCUGGAGAGGCCGGAACCGGUAUCGCAGAGCUAAUAGCUCUUGAGAUGUCAAAGAAGACUGGAAAUCCGAUCGAAGAGAAUCGCAAGAAGAUUUGGCUCGUAGACUCAAAGGGGUUGAUUGUCAAAGCCCGUAAGCGGUCACUUCAACACUUCAUGAAACCGUGGGCUCAUGAGCAUGAACCUGUCACGAAACUUGUCGAUGCCGUCAAGGCAAUCAUACCAACGGUCUUGAUUGGAACAUCUGGAGCGGGAAGACAGUUCACAAAGGAAGUUGUUGAAGCAAUGGCGGUCGACUUGCAGAAUCCUCUUAUCAUGGCUCUAUCAAACCCGACCUCACAAGCCGAAUGUACAUCAGAAGAAGCAUAUACAUGGAGUGAGGGUCGUGCAAUCUUUGCAAGUGGAAGCCCAUUUGACCCCUUUGAAUACAAUGGCGAAGUCUUCGUGCCCGGCCAGGCAAACAAUGCUUACAUUUUCCCUGGAUUUGGUUUGGGAUUGAUAACAUCCGGUGCGAUCCAUGUACACGACGACAUGCUUUUGGCAGCCUCGGAAGCUUUGGCGUCGCUAGUGACAGAGGAACACUUUGAAAAGGGAUUAAUUUACCCACCAUUCUCCAAUAUGAGAAAGAUCUCAGCUAACAUUGCCGCGAAGGUUGCUGCCAAGGCAUACGAGCUCGGGUUGGCAUCUCACCUUCCUCAGCGGAAAGAUUUGGUUAAAUACGCAGAGAGCUGCAUGUACAACUCUGGCUAUAGAUCCUACCUCUGA